Molecule: messenger RNA, 7592 nt
Organism: Bombina bombina (fire-bellied toad)
Lineage: Eukaryota; Metazoa; Chordata; Amphibia; Anura; Bombinatoridae
Gene: CEP192
Product: centrosomal protein 192
Exons: 47
Coding region: 158-7537 (2459 amino acids)
Biological process (GO): centrosome-templated microtubule nucleation; mitotic spindle assembly; protein localization to centrosome
Cellular component (GO): centriole; pericentriolar material; cytoplasm
Molecular function (GO): protein kinase binding
Source: RefSeq, a predicted model, not a curated record
UCCUGUGUCUUUAGUCCUUUCGAGUGUGUCAGUUUUUACGUGUUUAUUUCUUAUGUCAACCUUCUUCGGCGCUUGAUUUGAAAGUUGAUUUUGUUGUAUAAGAAUUUUCCUAUCCUUCUGUGUCCUUGUUGGGACACUUUCAGAGGUGCGUUCUGCCAUGACUGAACACUUUUCCAAAAUAGAAGACGAAACUUUUCCAAGCUUCUUGGGGGAGUCUGUAAACAGCAGUGAAACAUUAGAAAACUGUACCCUUUCUUCAAAUCUUGGUUUACCAGUAGCUGCAUCUACUAUUGCCAAAGCUUGUAAAGACUUUGACAGAUGUCUUGAUACCCAGGCAUCCUAUCUGGAAAAUUGUGCUAUAUUACCAAGUGCAUCUAUUCAUAGGCGAUCUGGAGAGAAGGGAAAAUAUGUACAGAGCUUUAAUAAUGAAGACAUGGAUUUCUUUACUGGGUUGAGCAAUGCCAAUACUCCACCAAUAAAACCAGGCUCAUCUGAGAAUGUACCAAAAGAGAGAACAGUCCAUAGCCAGUACACUUCAAUAGGUUUUCCAGCUGGAAAUGAGAAAGCUGAUUUCCCUGCUUUUGCAAGUGACUUGUCUGUUGAACAUCAAGAUGCCAAGAUUAAUGAUGUGCCAAAGUUAUACAAGGAUAUGAGGAGGCAAAGUCAAGAUUUGUUGAAUGAUGACUUCAGCAUCAGUGUUGCAAGCUUUUUAGCUAAUGAAAAGCUGUUAUCUAUUGCCAGUUUAGAUGACAGCUCCUCAGAUGAUCUUGAUGAUGAAGAAUUUUAUGAUGGCCAAUUAGAAGCCUACUUUAAUAAACUUCUUCCUGGAAUGCAACGUGGAGUCAUUGAGGGACAGGAGACUUCUGAGCCAAAUAGAGGUUAUCAAAUGGUUGGUCAACAUGGUCGACCAAAUUUUAGGCCAUGUUUAGAAGGUGGAAACUCAGAAGAUGAAUCUUCAAAUGGAGUCCAAACUGUCCCUAAUAGUUCUGGAAGCCUAAUUUGUUUACAGUUGGAUGGUCAAGAACGUUGUUCUCCUAGAACAUCUCCUGUUCCAGGAUAUUUGUCUAGUGUUAAAGAAGAUAGUGUAAAAGGUGAAAUUGCAAAUCUAACACAGCCUCAUACAAAAGCAACAGUGUCUUUAGGAUCAGCUGGGAGGUAUGUGGCUGGAGAGGAGAUAACUACAAUGUUUCAGGAUCUUUCUCUGAAUCAAGAUGACAUCAAGAAUUGUGAGUUAUCAUGUGACCUCAGUAGUGGUCAAAAAUUGGACCGUCUAUAUUUUGAGAAGGGGGAUAUGACACUUCUGCAGUCAGUUGCUGAGAAGGAAUCUCAUGAUAGUAUUCACUUAUCUCGGGUAUUUUCGAGUAUUGGGAAAGAUGGCUGUGACAAGAAAUCUGAAAGUAUCCACAGGAUUAAUGCAACUUUAGCUGAUGGUAAAGAAGUGAACUGCUUAUCAGAUGCUUAUUUAUCACCUACUUUUGAGCGGAGCCGGAAUGAUACAUCACCACCCUGGCAGUCUACCCAGGCACAGCCAUUUCUUUGGAGCUUUGGUCCCAGCAAUGAUGGAGAAGGUGGCAGUGCACCACACAGUGUGGUUUAUCAAAAUGAAGAAGGCAAAUGGGUGACUGAUCUUGCAUACUAUAAAUCUUUUGAUAAUGAAAUUCCCAGCUUUUCUGGAGAAGUACUUAAUGAGGAAGAUUUUGUUGAAGGAGGCAAUGCUUUAGCUAUGAUUGAAGAAGAUCAGGAAGAAUUUGAAAGGGAACAUAAAUUCAUUCAGGAAGAAAAAAUGGAUUUAGAAAACUUAUCACUAAAUAUGGGAGACACCUCAUGGAAACUGCCGACGAGUGGAAAUGUUUUACUAAGAGCAUCUCAGGUGGCUCCUGAUUUGCUUCAAGAAGAUGCAAGCUACUUGCGCCUCUCUCUGGGAGAAUUUUUUGGUCAGCGGUCAGAGGCCCUUGGCUGUCUUGGGGGAGGUGAUGGUGUAAAAAGACCUUCAUUUGGUUAUCAUAUCAUUUCUCCGGAUAAGCAAGAACCUUUUGCAUUGCUUAGGACUUCUGACUUGUCUGGAAACUCUGAGCAAGAUGAAACUAUUAAAAGUUUUGAAGACACGUUAACCCAAGAGCAAUAUGAAAGCCUGCCAGAUGAGCAGAAACUUGCAUCAACUACAUUUGACGUAAAAAUGCAACAAAAUAGUACAGCUUUGGAUAAAACGGUAAAGGAUCCACAAAUGGAUAAAUCAAAUAUUAAGGUUAAAGACUGUGUUUCUGAAGAGGUAAAAAUACAAUCAUCUGAAAGCAUGUUACUUAGCAUCAGCACAAUUGCAGCAGCUAUAGCCAAUGCCUCAACCAAUGCUGACCCUUCUCAGUUAGCUGCAAUGAUAAUGGCACUAUCAAAUAAAAAUAGAAACUCUAAUUUGUUAGAGUUGGGUAACCACACACCAAGGAAUCAGUCUGUAUUUUCAUCUCUAGAAAAAGAAAACUGUGAAGGUGCUAUUGACAUGGAAAGGUACUUGAAAGCAACAGAAGUUACCUGUCAGGAAGGUGAAACUAAUGUGUUUUUAGAUUCUUUGAAGGAUUUUACUUGGGACAUGUCAUUAAGGUUAAAACAUACACUUAAGAGCUCUGUGGCUGACCUUUCUAAUACAGUAGCUACUGAGAAACAAAAUCUGAAGACAAUUGACAAUUCUGGAGAAUUUAAAGAAAAUUUUGCUCUCCAAAGUGUAAGUGGCAUCUGUAGACCUGAACAGGAUGAAUCAUCAGAAGAUACCUUAAGUUAUAGAAAUGCACCUUCAAAAUUAAGGACUGUUAUGUUAAAUUCUACAGACACAUUAGGUUCAAAUCAAAUGGAAUACAGAACCAACAAGGUUUCAAAAAUUCCUGGCAGCAAUUCAUUUGCAGCUGAGGAGCAAGAUCUUAAAGAUAGCCCAUUGUUAACGGCUACAUCUAACCAGCUUACAAGGACUUCUGAUGGGAAAGAAAAACUUGACAUUAAAGCCAGCAAUGAAUGUUAUGGUGGAAGUGAUAAGCUUGAAAAUGCAGAAAACUUUUCCUCUAAUUUUACAGGCUGUGCCAAAACUUUAAGGUCCCCUAGAAAAUCUAGCUCAUGCGUAUCAGCUACUGCUAAAGAACCCAAACAUUGUGAAGAAGCAUCGCAAAAGCAUGUUAGCUUUCAGCCACCCUCUUAUAAACAAAUGAGUCAGGAUACUGAUAAUGCUGUUCAUGGAUUGGAGGAAGAACAGUACAGCUUUAGACCUUCAACGUCGCCUUUGAUUCACUCUUCUCCUAGCCAAGAUUCAUUGAAAUUAUCUGAUCAUGGGGGUGAAGAAUUUCUUCAUACUACCACUGCUGCUCAAAAUCCUGUGGGUGUUUCUUCCUCUCGUGAGUCAUCUUGCUACAGCCCUAGUAUGAGUAGACUGACAUAUGUUUCCACUAUGGAGAACUCUUUUGAAAAUGUAAGCAUCAAAAGUCUGGAAAACAAGAGCAAUAAUACCAUUGAACUGAGCACAACUAUAGUGAGAUCAAGCCCUACUCCUGAAAUGCAGCUAAUCAAACCUGCCAAUAUGUCUUGGCAACAGAAUGUAAAUCAAAAGUCUGGUUAUAGCCCCAACCAAAAGAGCAACGAUCCAUCUGGAUAUAGCACUGCUGCAUCUAUAAUCAUUAAUAACAAAAGUGAAGAAUUGUUAUCACUGCACAAGAACAAUUUAGAAUUGAAGGAUCAUAGCUUAAAGUAUAAAGAGAAAAUGAAAGAGUUUGUUCCUGAACCUGAUUUCAAGCCAGUUGUGUCGGCUUCUGAUCUACAGAAAUUACCAUCUUCCGUCCCAACACUCUUCACUGGACAACCACUUUCAACUACACAAUUUGCACAUCAGUAUUUGGGAAAUGUCCAUUCUCUUGGAUGUUCAACUAUUCCAUCUCAUCAGGUUGGAAAUACAGUACUUUGCACAGGAUACCCUGGUUCCACUGCUCAAGCGCAACACAUACAAAACACUAUAACUGGAUUAACAGGUACCUCUGUCGGUUCUGGUUUAUUAGCAACACUCCCACGAAGCCAAAGCCUUCCUCCUGGCAACCAAAAUAUUGUCAUUUCAGCAAGUGGGUACCCUGGGCAGUUUAUUAAUGCUACAGGACUACAGCAUUUUGAUACACGAAUAUCCUCAGAUUAUGGGCAAGUGUUGGUGCCUGAAGAGCUGACUUUUCCAAGUGCUUGUUGUGUAGGGAUUGCUUCACAAGCUUCCCUAAAUAUUUUCAAUCCAACUGAUAGAUGGUUGCAGGUCAAUAUUGGAGUGCUCAGUGUAGCUAUUAAUGGUGAAAAAGUGGAUCCCACAGCCUACCAAUGCCUAGUUUUUAAAAACAAAACCAUUAUUGGACCACGAACAGCAGAAGACCUAAAGAUUUUAUUUUUACCUCAAAGAGCUGGGCUUUUCCAAUGUGUGCUAAAUGUGUCCUCUUGGCCUGUGUCUGCAGAUUCACAAACGGUUGUAAGAUCAGAAGCCUUAGCUGCCAAAGUUCUUUUAACAGCAGUUUCAGAAAAUCCUUCUAUUGAGAUUGAAACAGGGAAGACAGGUUGUUUAGAUUUUGGUGACCUUUCAUCUGGCAGUUGGAAGACUCUUCCACUAAAGAUAUUAAAUAAAACACAUGCAACUUUGCCAAUCAGGCUUAUCAUUAGUGCUAAUGCUACAGCAUGGCGCUGUUUCACAUUUUCCAAAGAUCCUACAAACCAUUCCCUACAUAUGGAUGUAAUGUCAAAGAUGUCUUCUCCCUCUGUUUUAAGCCAUGUAUUGCAUGCAAGCUGUGACGGCCAGGACUCAGAAUUUCUGGUUGUUUGGGUUAUUUUUCAUGCUCCUCAAACAUAUACUUCUACAGAUACUCUUGGACCAGCUGAAGAGUUUAUAGCAAGGGUUGAUGUUGAAGUUGACAGUCCUGGCCCUGCAUGUAUAUUGAAAAGUGUUCCUUUACAUGCAAGAGUAGGGUGUGCAAGAAUCCAUGCCCCUAAAGACCUACAAACUAUUCAUUUGCUAUGUAAAGUUGGGUCAUCUAGUAAGCAGAUUCUACCACUGAAAAAUGCUGGGAAUAUUUCAGUUCAUUUGAAAAUAAUGGCUUCUAGUUCUUCAGAAAGGGAUUUUACUGUCAACCCUGAAGAGCUCUUCCUUGUACCUGGUGAAGAACAUGUAGUUUCAGUUCAAUACACUCCUCAACAUGUAGAACCAAAAAAGAGUGUUUUGAAAAUCAUGGUCCAACCGUCAGGACCGCAGUAUGAAGUUAUGUUGGUUGGAGAGACAGAAAUUCCCACAAGCAAGAAUCCCAUUACUGCUACUGCUGAUGUACCUCCAAUCCUCUCCAAUAAGCAGUUUGUGGCCUGGGGUGGUGUUGCUCUUGGAAGAACAGUACAGCAAAAGUUAAUACUAAGGAACACUUCAACAACAUCUAGCCAGUAUUUGCGCCUCUUAAUUAAGGGGCAGGAUCAAGACUGCUUUCAGUUGCAGAGCACAUUUGGGCAUGAGGAGCGAUUGAUCAAAAAUAGAGAGGUUACUAUUCGUCCAAAAGAGGAUGCCAGUAUUCACUUGAUGUUUUCUCCUACACGUGUUAGCUGCAUGUUGGCAAAACUUGAAAUCAAGCAGUCUGGAAUCAAAUCAUCACAGCCAGGCAUAAAAUUUACUAUCCCUCUAUCUGGCUAUGGCGGAACAAGUAACAUAAUUCUAGAAGAUGUAAAAAAGCUGGCUGAUAGCUACACAGUAACAGUUAAUGGAUUUUCGUCUGGUAUCACCAGUAAAGUUAGUUUUCUUAUACGAAAUACUGGAUCCCGAGCAGCUUAUGUUAAAGCAGUAUGUUUUGCAGAUAUAUACAACAAUGUAAAAAAUGAUUCAAACAUGCUUAGUGUUUCUCCAGAGAAGUUUGUGUUGAAGGAACGCUCACAAGAGAUGAUUACAUUGUUCUGCAAGCCCAGAAAGAGAGAAAUUGCAUUGCAAAACAGCUCUUCAUUAAUAUGUACAGUGUGUUUUUUCUGCGGGGAUGAAAUCGCUAGACAACAAUUUCGCAGGGCAUUGCUACAUAAGCCAGAGUCAGCCAACCGAAUUAUUGCAGAAAAUGCCAUAUUAAAAAAUACAAGAUUUGACGAGGAGUUUUCUGGUGAACAAACAGUGUCUGAAGGUUGUGCUGUGGAAAAUACAGAAUGUAAUGUUGAGAAUACCUCAUUAGAUGUUCUUCCUGUGAAAGGCCCUCAAGGACCACAUUUAAGUGCUAGUGAACCUACAUGGGACUGUGUCAACUCUCAGCAAGCCUGGAGUGUUCAACCUGAGCAUCUUGUAUUGGCAGCUCCUUCAAUUAGUGGAGUAGCAGAAACUGGACAUGUAAAAAUCAUAAAUAUCUCCACAAAAGUCUUACAGUUUGAGUUGUCCUGGCCAGCUCACUGUCUAACCAUUACACCUCAGCAUGGGAGUAUUGAACCAAAGAGUCACAUAAUUAUUCUGGUGAGCCCUAAUCCAUCCCUGGCAACAAGGCAGACUUUGCUUCCUUGGAAAGGACCGAUUUAUGUCCAUUGUGAGAACGUUCAUAAGUGCAUUCAAGUUCAAAUAAGGGAAGAUGUUAAUCCAGACAAGUCUACAAAUGAUUCUGUACCAAAGUCAGUUGCUGUAGUACCACCUCACCCAGAGACAUCCAUCCAUAAAGGAAAAUCAAUUUGCAAAUCACCUUCAAAGGUUGACAUAAAGAAUCGCACCCUAAUCUUCCCUAAAACUACAUCAGGAGGAAGUUCAGAGACCUUUUUGGAAAUUGAAAAUCCAGGUGAUGAGGAAGUCAAAUGGCUUAUAUCAUCCUUUGCCCCUCCUUAUGUAAAGGAGCUUUUCUCCCUCAGGAUAAAAAAUCCAAAGGAAAGAACAGAAGAGGAAAUACAUUUUGUUCCUUUCAAUGCUCAAGAGAUCAGAAGUCUGCCUCUUCUCAGAAACCUGAGCCCUCGAAGUCAGCCUGGAAGUCUGAAUUCUUCUGCUUUCAGCCCUGGGGUCAAUGAUUUUAUCCGAUCCACUGUGUCUGAAAUAUUCACUGCCAUGCUUCCAAGUAAAGAUGUUAUUUGGUUCUCAGUUUUUUCUUUCUUAGGACAAAAAGUCCAAGGGGAGGGUAUUAAGGAUGAAACAGUUUCAGGAAAAAGUUCUGCUGAAAUAUUUAUUAAAACAGAAGCUCAUGUUAAACCAAGGCAGAGAUCUGGCUCUGAAGCAUCUUCUCUUAAGACUGGGCAACAAGAAACCUCCAGAGGAGUAUAUGCCUCAGAAGAUUUAUAUACAUUUCCUCCUACAUUUGUGGGUGACUCAAGUACCUUGAAAGUAAAUCUUCAAAACAACUCAUUUACAACAUAUAUGCUCAAAUUUGUUAGUCCAAAAGCACCUUUUCAAAUGAAGCAUUCCAAAUAUUCCUUGAGAGCCCAUCACUAUAUCAAUCUGCCGGUGAAAUUCAAGCCAAGCUCAGCAGGCAGAUUCGAAGACCACCUGGUUGUACAGACAGACGCCGGAAAUAUUCCUAUUCAAUUUGUUGGUGAAGCAUUGGCUAAGUAGUUUAGAAACACUAAAGAAAAUAAUAAUUUUUAUAUAUAUAUAUAUAUAUAUAUAU